AUGGAAAGCAACAGAUUUACGAGGGGCCAAAUGGUAACGCUAAAGACCAUCCAGAAUGAUGACUUUUGGAACAAUCCCUGGGAUGUGGGGGGCCUGAUAGUGGUUGGCUUAUUCACCUCCACAUUCCUGUUCUUCAUCGUAUUUGCCAUUGUGUUUGGAUUUGUGGAAAAGACUCUGUGCAGAGAGGACUGA
Messenger RNA from Onychomys torridus (southern grasshopper mouse), 192 nucleotides. RefSeq names its product small integral membrane protein 6 (gene Erln). The record is from RefSeq and is a predicted model, not a curated record. Lineage: Eukaryota; Metazoa; Chordata; Mammalia; Rodentia; Cricetidae. The coding region runs from base 1 to 192 and encodes 63 amino acids. The transcript is spliced from 2 exons.